UUACUUUCCUCGGAAAAGGUAAAAGCCAACCUAACUCUUGGAAACUAGGAAGUCGAUUCCAGAACAAGAAGAUAAGGACGUUUUUUACGAACGAAAACUCAAUUAUUGAGUACUAAAAUGGUGUCUGUCAGGAUUUUGGAACAAAUAAAAUUCUUCGUUUUCUUUUUAUGGUGAAACGUGGUAAAAUUUAAUCUCAGUGAAAAAAAGAAAAAGAGGGAUUCAGGAAGCAGAGCAGAGGUGGGUCCAAGACAUGGAUGGUGAAUCGAGUGCGGGUGUAAAGACGGCGUUGCUUGUGAAGAGUGAGAGCGGAAAACGUGGACGGUUCAAUAGGCGUAACUCGUUGAACUCGCUGAGGAAUGAGUUUGUGUCGAGGUUGCCUGAUAAGGUUCGCCCUGGUCUGGAUGCUGAGUCCCCUUUCCACAUUGAUGUCUCCAAAAACAAAGGCUUAACUCCAGGUGAAAAGGAAUACUAUAAAACACAAUUUGAGACCUUAAAAUCCUUUGAAGAAGUUAAUGCUUUGGAUGCAUCCUCUGAAAGCAAUGAUGGUGGAGAUGGUGAAGAUGAUGAAGAUGAAGACCAGGCCCAACAUGAAAGAGCCAUGCAGAUUUCUAAUUAUGCAAAUAUUGUUUUGCUGGCAUUUAAGCUCUAUGCUACCAUAAAGAGCGGUUCCAUAGCCAUUGCGGCAUCAACAUUAGAUUCUUUACUUGAUCUCAUGGCCGGCGGCAUACUUUGGUUCACUCACUUGUCAAUGAAAACGAUAAACAUCUAUAGGUAUCCAAUCGGAAAAUUAAGGAUGCAGCCUGUAGGCAUAAUCAUCUUUGCUGCAGUGAUGGCUACACUAGGCUUUCAAGUGUUUGUCCAAGCUGUGGAGCAGCUAAUAGAAGAUGAACCUUCAGAAAAAAUGUCCUCAGGUCAAUUAGUGUGGUUGUACUCCAUCAUGUUGUCCGCUACAGUAGUAAAACUUGCCCUCUGGAUUUACUGCAAAAGCUCAUCAAACAGGAUUGUUCGUGCUUAUGCGAAGGAUCACUAUUUUGACGUGGUAACAAAUGUAGUAGGAUUACUUGCAGCUGUUCUUGGUGAUAAAUAUUGUUGGUGGCUUGAUCCUGCUGGUGCUAUUGCCCUUGCAAUUUACACAAUCUCGAAUUGGUCAGGAACUGUUAUAGAAAAUGCAGUUUCUCUAGUGGGACAAUCAGCUCCUCCUGAGUUUCUGCAAAAAUUGACGUAUCUUGUCAUCAGACACCCUCAAGUCAAGCGUAUUGACACAGUCCGAGCUUACACAUUCGGUCUUCUAUAUUUUGUAGAGGUGGACAUUGAACUUCCUGAAGAUUUGCCAUUAAAAGAAGCACACACCAUAGGAGAGACCUUGCAGAUAAAGAUUGAGAAACUUCCUGAAGUUGAGCGUGCAUUUGUUCAUCUUGACUUUGAAUGUGAACACAAACCAGAGCACUCUGUUCUCAACAAGCUACCCAACAAUAAGCCUUGAUUGUUUGUUACCUCUCGCCGAUAUAAAUUCAGAAAAGUUGUCUGAUAUUACCUUUUGUUUAAGUCUGGUUUCCUUUUUGGGGGAUUUCAUUGUUGGGGCUCCUCCGUUUUGGGUGUGUUUUGGACAACUAAGAGAUUUUUAUCUCUCAAUCAAUAAACUUACUUGGCUUAGCCAAAAAAAAGAAAAAAACAAAAGAUAAGUUGCCCUUCGGAUCUUUAUGGAAUAGUUUUCCUCCUCGAGUGUUUCUUGAGUAUCAGCACGAGGAUCAGACACAAACCAAUGGUCAAGGGGAAUAACACCAUGAGUGAAGCAUUUGUUCUCUUGACGUCAAGUUGUUGGUAAAAAAUAAAUGUCAGCAUAUCGUUUUUCAUUGGUAUUCUCUCCAACUUCAAGAGCAUGGCGUGGGAAUUUGUUUAGCUUUUGAGAAAU
Molecule: messenger RNA, 1912 nt
Organism: Durio zibethinus
Lineage: Eukaryota; Viridiplantae; Streptophyta; Magnoliopsida; Malvales; Malvaceae
Product: metal tolerance protein 4-like
Biological process (GO): monoatomic cation transport; transmembrane transport
Cellular component (GO): membrane
Molecular function (GO): manganese ion transmembrane transporter activity
Source: RefSeq, a predicted model, not a curated record